UUACUCGAGCCGGGCACUGUUUGUAAGCAUGGACAAAAGAGGCGUGGACACAUGAAUUUCCCGCGUCUCAUACUCUCAAUUUGGGACGCAAGUCAUGCAUAGAACUCGGAAGCAAUCGGUUUCGUAUGGUCAGCACGCUGAAGCUCCUCAAGCCUAUCUCCGCCGACGUGGUUUCCUUCGACUUCCACCGCUUAGCCUACUUCCUGGACUCGUGCACGGCCGCGGGGGACGCCCGCCGCGGCGCAGCCGCGCAUGCCCGCCUCCUAAAACUCCACGAGUCACUCGGCGGCUCCCUCUCUCUCUGGAACAAGCUCCUCAAUCUGUACUACCGUUGCGGCUUCGCUCCCCGAGCCCAUCAGCUGUUCGACGUAAUGCACGAGAGAGACGCCAUCUCGUAUAACACCAUGAUCUCAGCUCAAAUCCGUAUCAAGCGUAACGCAUUCGAGCCUCUCCGAUUCUACUCUCAAAUGCUGGCCGAUGGCGUGAAACCUAACAACAUCACCUUCUCCUCGUUGCUCGUUGCCUCUGAUGGCAUGAAAGAAUCCCACUUUGUGGAGCAAAUCCAUGCACAUUCGAUCAAACUUGGACUUAACUCGGAUGAAUUCGUGGGGAGUGCGAUGGUGAAUGGAUAUGAGAGGUGUAGAGGGCUAAAGGAAGCACUUUGUGCGUUCGAGGAGAUUGCUGAAUUGGAUUCGGUCUCUUUCAACAUCAUGAUUGAUGUGUGUGCUCGGAGAGGGAGCAAAUGGCAUGCCAUGGACAUUUUUUCUCGGAUGCAAAGGGAGGGAAAUGGAAGCUUUGAUUCCUUCACGUUGACGAGUGUACUAAAAACGUGCUUGGAGAAAGAGGAUUUGAGGCUCGGCAUGCAGCUCCAUGGGUGUGCAUGGAAGGCUGGCUUGGUCUCAGAUGCUCCCGUUGGGAAUGCUCUCAUAACCAUGUAUUCCAAAUGUGGAGGGGGGAUGGAUUCUAUGGUUGCAGCCUUUCGGAGGGUUUUGGAACCAAACAUUAUCUCUUGGACCGCAAUGAUUGCAGGGCUAGUGCAGAAUGGCCUGGCAGAGGCAGCAGCAAGCUUCUACAAAGAGAUGGUGACAUCUGGUGUUAUGGAGAAUGAAUUUUGCUUUGCUAGUGUAUUACCAGCAUUCAGUUUCCUGGCAAGCCUUGUGCAUGGAAAGAUGCUUCAUUGUAGGAUUGUCAAGUCGGAGUUUUCAUCAGAUGUAAUGGUGGGGAAUGCUCUAUUAGAUUUGUAUUUCAAAUGCGGUAGCUUGGAAGAUGCUCAGCUGGUGUUUGAAACAAUGAGGAGCCGUGAUGUCGUGUCCUGGACUGCGAUGAUUCUUGGGCUUGGUCAGCAUGGGAAGGGAAGAGGGGCUCUCGAAAUCUUUGGAGCAAUGGAGAGCAAAGGAUUUAAGCCGGAUGCUGUUACUUUUCUUGCAGCCCUAUCUGCAUGUAGCCAUGGAGGUCUUGUGGAUGAUGGGCUUAGAAUUUUCAACUCUAUGGUGAACCAUUAUGGAAUUAAACCAAAGAGGGAACAUUGUGCUUGUGUUGUUGAUAUGUUGGGUCGUUCAGGGAGGUUGAAAGAAGCUGAGAGGUUCAUAGGGGAGAUGGGGAUAGAAAUGGAUCCGUUGGCAUGGGAAGCUCUUCUUGGAGCUUGUGGGAUACAUGGGGAGAUGGAAUUGGGACAGAGGUCCGCAGAGAAGAUUAUUAAAUUGGAGCCACAAAAGGAUGGGCCAUAUGUGUUGUUGUCGAAUAUAUAUGCUGAACGAAGAAUGUGGGAAGAAAAGGAGAUUUUGAGGGAGAGAUUGGAUGCUAGUGGGUUGAGAAAGGAGCCUGCACGAAGCUGGUUUUCAGGUCUUGAGGUUUGAACAUUGUGAUGAUUAUUGUCAAUGAUUUUACUUCAACUGAUUCUAUAGUACAUUCCACUA
Messenger RNA from Elaeis guineensis (African oil palm), 1916 nucleotides. Its product is annotated as pentatricopeptide repeat-containing protein At4g33170. The record is from RefSeq and is a predicted model, not a curated record. Gene Ontology annotation, biological process: RNA modification. Lineage: Eukaryota; Viridiplantae; Streptophyta; Magnoliopsida; Arecales; Arecaceae. Gene Ontology annotation, molecular function: RNA binding; protein binding.